GGGGGCGGGGAGGAGGAGGAAGGCGCUGGCGGGCAGUGAUGGCGGCUGGUGAUGGGGACGUGAAGCUAGGCACCCUGGGGAGUGGCAGCGAGAGCAGCAACGACGGCGGCAGCGAGAGUCCAGGCGGCGCGGGAGCGGCAGCGGAAGGGGGAGGCUGGGCGGCGGCGGCGUUGGCGCUUCUGACGGGGGGCGGGGAAAUGCUGCUGAACGUGGCGCUGGUGGCUCUGGUGCUGCUGGGGGCCUACCGGCUGUGGGUGCGCUGGGGGCGGCGGGGUCUGGGGGCUGGGGCCGGGGCGGGCGAGGAGAGCCCCGCCGCUUCUCUGCCUCGCAUGAAGAAGCGGGACUUCAGCUUGGAGCAGCUGCGCCAGUACGACGGCUCCCGCAACCCGCGCAUCCUGCUCGCGGUCAAUGGGAAAGUCUUCGACGUGACCAAAGGCAGCAAGUUCUACGGCCCGGCGGGUCCAUAUGGAAUAUUUGCUGGUAGGGAUGCCUCCAGAGGACUGGCCACAUUUUGCCUAGAUAAAGAUGCACUUAGAGAUGAAUAUGAUGAUCUCUCAGAUUUGAAUGCAGUACAAAUGGAGAGUGUUCGAGAAUGGGAAAUGCAGUUUAAAGAAAAAUAUGAUUAUGUAGGCAGACUCCUAAAACCAGGAGAAGAACCAUCAGAAUAUACAGAUGAAGAAGAUACCAAGGAUCACAAUAAACAGGAUUGAACUUUGUAAACAACCAAAGUCAGGGGCCUUCAGAACUGCAAUUCUUACUCCCUUUCACAGAAUGUCCAGAGUCUUUGGGUUUGAUUCACCUUCUGCGAAAAACAUUCAACAAAUUGUGUACAAGAUAAAUUAAUCUCACUAUGAAGAUUUGAAUAACUAGACAUUAUUUAUGCUGCCAAACUCAUUUGUUGCAGUUGUUUGUAAUGUCUAGUGGGGCUUCAUCAUCCUGAAAAGAAGGAGACAGGGAUUUUUUUAAAGAGCAAGAAAGUCACAAUAUUACUUCUUUCCUUCCUUUUUUCCUUCUUUCCUUUCUUCUUUCUCUUUCUUUCUUUUUAAAAUAUAUUGAAGACAACCAGAUACGUAUUUGCUACUCAAGUGUACAGAUCUCCUCAAGAAACAUCAAGGGACUCCUGUGUCACAUACUGUGUUUUUAUUUUACCAUGGGUGAGGGAGGCGACCUGAUCAGGGGAGGUGGGGGUACACAUCAAUUUGAGUAGUUUAGGCUACUGAAACAUUAAAAUGUGAAUUCCCAAACUUUUCUUCUUGGCUUUGUCAGGGAAAAGAAAAAUAUCUUUGUAAAGAAAUCUUUGGAAAUUAGGAGAAGGAAUUUCAGGUGGGUUUAAGUCAGAGCUAGAUCCCCAACAGAAAGAUCAUUUGAAACCAGUUUUUAUCCCUUCUCUUUCCUUCCCUUUCCCUAAAUCAAAUCAAUAUUAAUUGUGCCUUAUUUCACUUAACAUAGACUUGAAUUAUUUUUAGGGAAAGCCCCUAUAAUGAAUUCAGAAAUCACUACAAGCAGCAUUAAGACUGAAGUUGGAAUAUUCUGUUGACCAUAAAACCUUGAUACCAUUCUGUGUAUAUAGAAUGUAAAAGGAAUAUUACAGUGUUAACUGCCAUAUAUGUAAUAUACACAAACUCAAUUAGCAUUGUAAUGGCCAAAUGCAUUCCCCCGUGCUUUUCUGUUUUCAAAAAAAUUGAAAAACAAAUCAACUCUUAUCCCCAACAGCUGCCUAAUUUUAGGAGUCUGACCCUCCACAUCUCACUGGUGUGGGUGCAUGGGGCUGUGGAGUGGGUGUCAGUAUGGAUGUGUCUGAAUGUGUGUGAGAGGCCUUGGAAGGGACUCUUUCUGCAGAUACUGUAAAUACAAGUACCAUUUUAAUAAAGCAUGUACAAUAAACCAAAAUAA
Messenger RNA from Gorilla gorilla gorilla (western lowland gorilla), 1893 nucleotides. RefSeq names its product progesterone receptor membrane component 2 (gene PGRMC2). The transcript has 3 exons. Bases 39 to 710 code for a protein of 223 amino acids. Gene Ontology annotation, cellular component: endomembrane system; endoplasmic reticulum; membrane. The record is from RefSeq and is a predicted model, not a curated record. NCBI's taxonomy places the organism in Eukaryota, Metazoa, Chordata, Mammalia, Primates, Hominidae.